This is a messenger RNA of Phascolarctos cinereus (koala), 2022 nucleotides long. RefSeq names its product TUB like protein 2 (gene TULP2). Gene Ontology annotation, cellular component: cilium. Lineage: Eukaryota; Metazoa; Chordata; Mammalia; Diprotodontia; Phascolarctidae. Gene Ontology annotation, biological process: protein localization to cilium. The record is from RefSeq and is a predicted model, not a curated record.
GAGCCAGUUGCUAGGCAGCGGAUAGGGGAGGGGGUUCAGUGGCUGCCAGGGAGCCUGGUAGUGGGGGCUAAGAGAAGGUGGAGGAAGGAGUACUCCAGGGGGUGGGGGCUUGGCUGGUCCUGGGGGGAUCCCCGCACGGGUUCUCAGAAUAUCAGGAAAGCUAGCUAGCACCUAGCCCCCCACCCAAGGACCUGCCCAGCCUUGGGAGACAGAGCAAACCAGGAUGUCUCAGGACAGUGACCUGUGGAGGAAGGAUUCGAGUCUAGGCCACGAGCUGGCAGCUGUGAGGCAGCAGAAGCUGGAACAGCAGCGGCGUCUGUUUGAGAAGAAGCAGCGGCGCAAGCGCCAGGAGCCACUGAUGGUCCAGGCCAAUCCCGACGCUUCCCUGCGGUCCCGGCGGCCCCGGCGGAGAGAGGAGCGCGGCCCGGGGGGGAGCGGCCCAGGGAACCCCUUUCUCCUGGAGAACGUGCCGGAGGCGCACUUGCGAGCUGGCGCGCACAUCGUGCAGAGCAGCGUUAACUGUGGCGGCGACCGUGGCGGCGAACGCACCCCUCGACCGGCCUUAGGAGGGGCUGACGGCUCGGACGCAGAACUGGAGGAGGUAUCGGUGGAGGACGCCCCAGUCUCCCCGUUUCCCAGCAAGGAGCUGCCUGGGACCCGGCGCCGGGGAUGGCCGGCUCGGCAGCGGCCAGGGAGAGAGGACACUCUGCGAGAGCCCAGCCCUUCGAAGACCCCAGUACACAAAGCAAAGGAAGAGACAGCGGCGAUGCCGCAGGAGAUGCCGGAAGAGCGAGAAAGCUCUGCAGGGUAUCAGACCGCUCAGGAGGAACUGGGAGAGCCCAGCUUUGGCGGUAGCCAAGGAUCCCAGAACGACCUGAAGGAGAACAGGAGGCCUAGGGGGAGUGGACCGACACCACCUCCGCCAAUGUUUCCCACAGAGGAAGAGGUGGCGGACGGUGAGGAGAGUAGGGGCUACGAAGCUUCGGCCACCGGACUGAAACGCCGCUCGCAGCGAGGCCGAGACCACGGUGAUUCGGUGUCGGGCAAGGAUAAGGAGGACAAAGAGGAUGUGGAGGCGGGGGCGGCGACCAUGGCGCUGGAGUCUUCCGAGAGCAGCGGAGCCGGGGCUGGGACAGGCGAUGUCGGGAAAGCGCCGCACUCCUUGGCCCGCGCCCCUGGCCCGCAGCCUGGCGAGGACAUGGAAGCCUACGUGCUGCGACCGGCUCUUCGCAGCCGGACCGUGCAGUGCAGGAUCAGUCGAGAUAAGCAGGGCGUGGACAAGGGCAUCUUCCCUUUCUAUUACCUCUACUUGGAGGAGCCCGAUGGCAGGAAGCAUUUUCUCCUGGCUGGGCGCAAGAGGAAGCGAAGCAAGACUUCCAACUACCUCAUUUCCCUGGAUCCCACUGACCUGUCUCGAGAUGGGGACAACUUUGUGGGCAAAGUGAGGUCUAAUGUCCUGGGCACUAAAUUCACCAUUUUCGACAACGGGAUGAACCCAGAGAAGAAAACCUUCUUGCCCGAGUCUACCCGAAUCCGAGAAGAGCUGGGGGCAGUGUGCUAUGAGACUAACAUGCUGGGAUUCCGGGGGCCUCGAAAGAUGACAAUUAUCAUCCCAGCUAUUGAUUCCCAGAACCAAAGGCUCAAAGUGCAGCCCCAGAAUGAGCAGGAAUCCCUUCUGAGCCGUCUGCAGCGUGGGGCCACUCAAGGCCUGGUCCUUCUGCAGAGCAAGGCCCCGUCCUGGAGUGAUAAGAGCAGUGCCUACGUCCUCAACUUCCAUGGGCGGGUCACUAGAGCCUCGGUCAAAAACUUCCAGAUUGUGCACCCAGAUGACUCUGACUAUCUGGUGCUGCAAUUCGGUCGUGUGGCCCCGGACAUGUUCACAAUGGAUUUUCGAUUCCCCCUCUGUCCCCUCCAGGCCUUCGCCAUCUGCCUGUCCAGCUUCGAUGGGAAGCUGGCGUGUGAGUGACGUCCCCCACCCCCGGCCCACAUGGGACUGGUGCCUAAUAAAGCGCUACCCUCCCC